AUGAAAGGCGUUGUUAGUUCCAUUCCGAGGAUUAAACACUAUUACCAGCAAUAUAAGAUAGAGGUAGAGAUUAAACACUAUUACCAGCAAUAUAAGAUAGAGGUAAAGAUUAAACACUAUUACCAGCAAUAUAAGAUAGAGGUAGAGAUUAAACACUAUUACCAGCAAUAUAAGAUAGAGGUAAAGAUUAAACACUAUUACCAGCAAUAUAAGAUAGAGGUAAAGAUUAAACACUAUUACCAGCAAUAUAAGAUAGAGGUAAAGAUUAAACACUAUUACCAGCAAUAUAAGAUAGAGGUAGAGAUUAAAUACUAUUACCAGCAAUAUAAGAUAGAGGUAAAGAUUAAAUACUAUUACCAGUAA
Lottia gigantea (owl limpet) is the source of this 363-nucleotide messenger RNA. RefSeq lists its product as hypothetical. The transcript has a single exon. Bases 1 to 363 code for a protein of 120 amino acids. The record is from RefSeq and is a predicted model, not a curated record. Lineage: Eukaryota; Metazoa; Mollusca; Gastropoda; Lottiidae.